AUGUGGGGUAUUGACUUCAUAGGAGAGAUAGAAAACAAAUAUAGUGGUGGGCCUAAAUGGAUUUUGGUUGCUACUGACUACUUUACUAAAUGGGUUGAGGCUAUCCCUACGAGACAGGCUACAAGCAAAGUGGUGACAAAGUUUCUCUUAGAAAAUAUUCUAACCAUAUUUGGAGUACUUCAGAAGAUUGUAGUAGACAAUGGGAUGUGUUUCAGAUCCAAGGAAUUCUCUAAUUUCUGUGAAAAUUAUGGUAUCACUUUAUCUUACUCAUCACCUUACCAUCCCCAAGGAAAUGGACAAGUAGAAUCAAGAAACAAGAACUUGCUGAAGAUUAUCAGAAGGAUAUUGGGUGAUAAUAAAAAGGCUUGGGACUCAAAAUUAGUCUUAGCAGUAUGGACUGAUAGAGUGACAAUCAAGAAGUCCAUAGGAUUUUCCCCAUAUGAGCUUGUAUAUGGCAAGGAAGCAAGAUUUCCCUUAAAUAAUUUGCUUCCAGUUUAUAAAUUUGUUACAGAAAAAUGUUUGGAAGAAGUAAACUUCAUGGGGGACAAAUUGAUGGCUUUAGCUGAGCUGGAUGAAUGUAGAUGA
Molecule: messenger RNA, 585 nt
Organism: Cryptomeria japonica (Japanese cedar)
Lineage: Eukaryota; Viridiplantae; Streptophyta; Pinopsida; Cupressales; Cupressaceae
Exons: 1
Coding region: 1-585 (194 amino acids)
Biological process (GO): DNA integration
Molecular function (GO): nucleic acid binding
Source: RefSeq, a predicted model, not a curated record